This is a messenger RNA of Pyricularia oryzae 70-15, 205 nucleotides long. RefSeq lists its product as uncharacterized. The record is from RefSeq and is a predicted model, not a curated record. Lineage: Eukaryota; Fungi; Ascomycota; Sordariomycetes; Magnaporthales; Pyriculariaceae. The transcript is spliced from 2 exons. The coding region runs from base 1 to 195 and encodes 64 amino acids.
AUGUCGGGCUCCAAUAUCAACUCACUGACACUUGCCCAGCGCAAGACGUCGUAUAGCAACCGUAAAGGGGGCGGCAUGGUUUCAGCAAGGGUAUGGGUGGCGGAGAAAAUUGACCAUCAGCAUCAUCUGUUGGGCAGAUCUGAAGAUGACGCUGAUACCGGCAUGAAGGCUGCUGAUUAUUGCAGGCUGGGCUAAAGGUAGCUAC